This is a messenger RNA of Penaeus chinensis, 5577 nucleotides long. RefSeq names its product SLIT-ROBO Rho GTPase-activating protein 1-like. Lineage: Eukaryota; Metazoa; Arthropoda; Malacostraca; Decapoda; Penaeidae. Gene Ontology annotation, cellular component: cytoplasm. The record is from RefSeq and is a predicted model, not a curated record. Gene Ontology annotation, molecular function: protein binding. Gene Ontology annotation, biological process: negative regulation of cell migration; signal transduction.
UGGAAGGUAGAGAGCAUUUGUGUGUGUGUGUGUGCGUGCGUGUAUUUGUUAAUUUGUGUGUGUGCGUGUGUGCGUGCGUGUGCGCGCGCGCGCAUGUAUACGCGUAUAAGUGGCUCAUUAUCCUCUGAGUCUGCUGCCAUCGCCACAGAUUCUACGCCCGCCCGCACAGGAGAGCGUAGAAGCCGCGGCACUGGUCACGGCGAAUGGCUCCAAGGGCGAGGGAGGAAUGAGUGUCGGGAAUUUUCGUCGUCGGAAUGCGGCGUCUCCUUGCGAUUAUCCCGGCGGCUUAUUCCACGAGAGAGAGAGGGCCGUUUGGGGGCAUAUCGAGACACGCUCAUUUAUGCAUUUUAUUGUUUAUGUGUCAUUUUACUCCCGGUGUUUUUUUUGUUUUUUUUACAUCAUUUCUUUUUUAUUCAUUUUUUUCUUCGUACUCUUUUUGUUUUGAUCAUUCUUGUUUUCCCUCCAUCUCAUAUCGUUCAGAUCCGGCGUCGUAGCGUAGACAAGAGAAAGUGGUGUUGGAAAAAGGUGUCGAAGGAAAGGAAACGAAGAGAGAAAGAGAGAAAUGAGGGAAAGAGUUGAAACGUGUCAAAAGGCUCUCACGGGUACGCGGUGUCAGUGCCGAGUGACGCCGGACCCGCGCAGGUCAUACAGUGUGCGCUGACAGCGGAGGUGGGAGAAGCACAAGCAGUAUUGUGCAAACGAGUGAUUUUGCUUCGUGCAGUUGGGUCGUUGUUUGCGAUGAUUUUGAAUGUGCAAAAUCGCCUUGAAGUUCUUUAUUGCCGAGAGAAAUGUGUAUUCAUUCCAAAUGUGGUGGUGAUUCCAGGUGACAGUAAACAGUAGUGUGCAAACAAGACGCGUGCGAGUGAUUCCAGCGCCGUGAGGUGACGCGUCGCCAUGGGGGAGUAAGACCCCCUUUGUCACGCCCAUCCCCUGUGACGAUACCAUGAGGGCGCGAGUGUGUCCCGCGGGCGGCGCCUAGCCGUACACCCCCCUCCCUUCCCCCAUCCCCACUCCCCCUACCUAUCAUCAGUACGCCAGGAUGAGCACUGGGAACUUGUCUGUGGUGGGGACGUCCCCCGGGGGCGCCGCGCCGGGGGCCCUCGCCAAGCUCUCGGGGCUGCACGAGUGGCUCUCGCUCGAGAACCGCCGCGUCAAGCAGUGGUGGUCCACGCGCUCAGGAACCGACCUCCACAAGAUCUACAUGAACCAGCUGCAGGACACCGACGAGUUGCGGUCGCAGCUGAACGAGCAGCUGCGGGCGUUGGACGGGCGCGUGGACACGCAGACGGCGCUGGUGGCGGAGCUGCAGGACUGGUUCAGGCGGAGGGCAGAGCUGCACCAGGACUACGCCGCCAAGCUCGACAAGCUCGCCAAGUCGCUGCAGGCCAGGCACAAGGAGCAGCGCAUCAAGCGUGAACAGCUGCAGUUGUUCAGUGUGUACAGUUGUUGGAAUUCUCUAGUAAACCAAACGAGAAAAGAUGCGCGGGACCAGGCGGCCAUGGCUGAUGUCUACCUCAACAACAUCAUUCCACGAUUUACACAAGUGCAGGACGACUUGCAGAGAAUCUACAAAAGGUGUCGAGAGAUUGGUUACGAGAGCCAUGAAGAGCUGCUUAAGGUACUGCAUGAGUUGCACACCACCAUGCGGACCUACCACACUUACCAGACGGAGUUCAAGAAUGCUGAGACCAAGCUGAGGAACUUCGAAGCCCAGAGGACCAAGCUGGAACAGGCCAUCCCUAAGGAAAAGCUGGAAAAGAGCAAGAAGUUCCGUAUGAUCGAGAAGGAGAUUCAGAAGAGAAGCAACAAAUACAUGGACGCUAAGCUGAAGGCACUGAAAGCCCGCAACGAGUACAUCCUUUCUAUGGACUCCGCUAAUGCUGCCAUCCAUAAGUACUUUGUAGAGGACUUGUCAGAUAUUGUUGAUUGUAUGGACUUUGGAUUUCACAGUAGCAUAGCCCGUGCUCUCCUCACACAUGUGUCCGGACAAGAAUGUGUCAGGAGGAGCUUGCAGAGUGGUAUUGACGAGUUGAACAAGACUAUCAACAACCUUGAUUCUCGCCUAGACAAGCAGAGAUUCCUAGAACAGAACAAUGCGGCCUUCAUGCUCCCUAAGAAGUUCGAGUUCCAAGGCCAUAAAGGAGAUGAGACUCAUGAGGAUGCCACUGUGAAACAGGUGAACCAGGUGGUAGUUAAUCGGCAAGUACAAGAGGAGAUGGAAAAACGGUAUGCGCACCUAGUCUCGAGACUGACGAGCCUCAAAACAGAAUCGGAAGAAACAUGGAAGACCAUUGAAACUGCUGAAAAGACGCUGAUGGAGAUGAUCAACCAAAGGGACUAUGACUGUGCGCACUACUUCAUUGACGAACCUCGUGCAGAUAACAAGCAACCUGAGUCUAUGCUGAUUAAAAUGAAAGCAGACAGACAAGAAACAGAAGAUUUCUACUUAGGGAAAUUCCGUGAGUAUGUCUUAGGAGGUAACCUGAUAACCCGACUACAAGCACGUUAUGAAUUAAUGCGCAAGGCUUUAGGAGACGAAACUCAUACAACUUCUUCACCCACUCCAACAAGCAUUGUCAACAGGAACCUCGUGAACAAACCACGCCGAAGGCGAAUUGGGCGCAACCCGCUGAUGGGCCAACCCAAGCUGUUUGGUGGAUCAUUAGAGGAGUACCUGGAAGCAACAAGUCAGGAUAUUCCAUUAAUAAUGAAGUCUUGUAUCAGAGUCAUCAAUCUCUAUGGGUUGCACCACCAAGGAAUCUUCCGAGUGUCAGGGUCGCAGCUGGAAAUCAACAACUUCCGUGAGUCAUUUGAGAGGAUGGAAGACCCGCUGGCAGAUGUUACCGAUGCGUCUGACAUCAACAGCGUUGCUGGUGUCCUCAAGUUGUACUUGCGGGAGCUCAGAGAACCACUCUUCCCCACCGUCUUCUUUGACCAGUUCAUGGAGAUUGCUCAGUUAGAGAAGAAGCAUGACUUUGUUGUCAAGAUGAGAGAUGUUGUGACCAGUCUUCCUCGGCCAGUCUUCAUUGUCAUGCGCUACCUCUUUGCAUUCCUUAAUCACUUGUCAGAAUUCAGUGAUGAGAAUAUGAUGGAUCCCUAUAACUUGGCUAUAUGUUUUGGACCCACGCUGGUGCCAAUACCUGAAGACAAGGACCAGGUGCAGUACCAAAACUUAGUCAACGAACUGAUCAAGAACAUCAUCAUCUUCAGUGAGGACAUCUUCCCUGGUGAUGGGGGCCACACGUACGAGAAGUUCAUCUCGCGGGACUCAAUAGACCUAGAUGCUGACAUGGGUGACGCGCCCUCAGAAGCUCACGAUGACGUAGACUCAGAACAAGGACAGUCUGAAGAUGAUUCUGUAUUUAGAGACAAAGACAUUCAACUUCAGAUAUUUGGAAAGAGCGAGAUUUUAGAAGCUAUAGCACAAUUUGACUUCAUAGCGAGGUCGGAGCGUGAACUGAGCUUCUGCAAGGGAGAUGUGUUGAUGCUCCACUCGCAGGUCUCUGGUGACUGGUGGAAAGGGUCAUUUCAGGGUAAACACGGCCUUAUCCCAGACAAGUACAUUCUGCUGAAGAUAAGAGAUGAAGAUAAAGAUCGUCUGAGUGAGAGAAGUGCUGCGGAGAUGCUGCGAAGACGUGUUUCCUCAUCCUCAGAGUCCAUUCUUUCCUCCUCGACUCAGCAAUCCUCGGAAGGAGUGAUUAAACCAAGUGCGCAAAACGGAGCAGCGCAAGCACCACUCUCUCCAUCUCCUGCAUCAGCACAGAGUCAAGAGUCGUGCGCGAGCCCCGUGAGUCGUGAUGGCCAAGGAGGCACCUCUUCCUCGCAAGGGCUCGACUCGGGCGGGGGACCAGAAGGGGCACAAGCAGACGGGGGACGCUCAGCCUCACCGCUGCCUACCACUCCAGGGCAGGCCUCCCACUCCCCCACCCCCCCACACUCCCUUCAACACGGGGCUUGUCUCUCCCUCUCAGAUGUGUCAAGUGUCGUGUCUGUCCAGGAGGAGGCAGGGGAGCUCAGCACUAGUGAAUGCACUCUGCAAGUCACCAUGCCGGGUGAAGGUGGAAGUGUUGCCCCCUCCUCCCCCAGUUCCCCCCAGCCCCCCCAGCACUCUCCCUGCCACCUCACUGAGCCGGUGACCCAGUCUGUGGCCCCUGCACUGGUGGAGGAAGCAGUUGGGCAGGAGGUCGAAAUGGAGGAGCCUCAGAAGAGCAAAAACAUGGAGCAACUGAACCUUACAAACUCGUCGAGCCCAGUAGGGGGUUCGUUGUUCUCCCGCAGCAUGCAUGAGGUGCAGGAAGACAGCGACCGACCUGGGGGGAGCACCUGGGAGCAGAGACCCAGGCGGCCCUCACAAGGCUCCAACCUCUCCUCUAGCAGUUCAGAGGAACUCAACUACUCUGCACCUUCGCCUCGUACCUUCUGGGAGAGACGAAGCAAAGUGAAACCUGUCAUUGGCGCUCCAGACCUAGUGAUGGACUUACCCGUCACGCCCCUGUCGUCUUCCCCCAAAGAGCAAGGAGGCACCAGUCCCAGGUUCCGUCGCACACACCACCUCCACCGCGAGAGCCAGAGUUACGAGAGUUCCUCAUCUUCUGGGGGUUCCUCACCUGGCACACAGUCCCCUGACAUGACUGGAGGGGAAGUGUUUGCAAAACAGAACCAAUGUACCUUAAAAAAGAAUCCGGCCCUUAAGACUUUUGGCGGUUACAGCACUGAUGCCCAAACUCAGACGAUUGUUCCGGUCAAGGUGUCUCCGCUUGUCACCCAGAGAAGUGCUGAUGCCACAGAACUGAGGAUAACAGAGGCAGAAGAACCUUCAGUGUCAAGCAUUGUGCGAAACUUAGACAAUGUCAUGCAACAGCUGGACUCGGAGAUGAGGAGUGACCGCACAGAGCGCACCUCAGAAGUCCGUGUUGAGAUUCGAUCAGCAUCAGAAAAGACUCCAGAGGUGGCGGUUCCUCCUUCCACACCCAAGCUUGCAGCACGGUAUCUCCAAGCAGUUGCAGCCUCAACUGGUGGCACAACACCUUCCCUGAAACCCCAGGUCCGGGCCAAACCAGUUGUGCACAAAAAGCCCUCGUUAACCAGGAGUUCGCCAGAGCCAGACCCAUCAAAAUAAAUGAUACAGGUUCUGAAGAGUUAUGACUAGGAAAUAGACUUGUGCAGUAAUAGAAGACUGGUUCCAUAAGGACAAAAAUAUCUUUCCAAAAAACAAAAAAGAUAAUUAAUAGUAUUUUGUUACGAUAAUCAGAGAACUAAAAGAUUAUUCCAAUUAGAAUGUUCUUAUAAAGUGUACUUGGAAUUAUAUCAGUUACUUUUAAAUUGUAUUUAUGCCUAGAAAUACAGUGUUGUUAAAUUAGUGAAUGAAGAAAAAUAUGGAAUGGAUGAAAGAAAAUUGAUAAUCAUAUGGAGAGGACUCUGCAUUUUUUUAUUAUGAUGUUGAGAGGACUCUGCAUUUUUUUAUUAUGAUAUUGAGGGGAAUUGCAUUUAAUAUACUGCCAGGAGUCUUGAAAUUAUUGCACAAUAUAUAUACAUACAUAAAUAUAUUUAUAUAUAUACAUACAUAUACAUAUAUAU